Molecule: messenger RNA, 1358 nt
Organism: Micropterus salmoides (largemouth bass)
Lineage: Eukaryota; Metazoa; Chordata; Actinopteri; Centrarchiformes; Centrarchidae
Product: glutamate receptor 2-like
Exons: 8
Coding region: 1-1200 (399 amino acids)
Biological process (GO): monoatomic ion transport; synaptic transmission, glutamatergic; modulation of chemical synaptic transmission
Cellular component (GO): postsynaptic membrane; plasma membrane; dendritic spine
Molecular function (GO): AMPA glutamate receptor activity; transmitter-gated monoatomic ion channel activity involved in regulation of postsynaptic membrane potential
Source: RefSeq, a predicted model, not a curated record
AUGCCCUCGUCACGAGAGAUCAACAGAGCGAGCAGCUCGAUGGCUAAGCUCCACCUGCCCUCAGGCAGUGCACCAGCACGACUUACCGCGUUGAACACCUGCAGCAGAAAAGGAGCCAGCUUCCCCUCGCAAGCCCUGUACAGCUCCCCGGUGCGUGUAGAUGGUUUAACAGGGAACAUUCAGUUUGACCAAUACGGGAAGAGAAUCAACUACUCAGUGACAAUCAUGGAACUGAAGAACAACGGACCUGUAAAGAUUGGCUAUUGGAAUGAGGUGGAUAAGAUGGUGGUGACAAAGUCAGAUCUUUACCCUAACGACACCAUGGGAAUGGAAAACAAGACCGUCAUCGUUACAACUAUACUGGAGAAUCACCCUAACAGGUUUUUGUGUGUAAAUGCAGGAAGCCCCUAUGUGAUGCUGAAAAAGAAUGCAGAGCUGUUUCAAGACAAUGACCGUUACGAAGGUUAUUGUGUUGACUUGGCUGCGGAGAUUGCAAAGCACUGUGGUAUACGCUACCAGCUGAGGAUUGUGGGAGAUGGCAAAUACGGAGCAAGAGAUGCAGAAACCAAGAUCUGGAAUGGUAUGGUGGGAGAGCUGGUGUAUGGGAAAGCAGAUAUAGCAGUCGCUCCCCUGACGAUCACUCUUGUUCGUGAAGAGGUGAUAGAUUUCUCAAAGCCCUUCAUGUCUUUGGGAAUCUCCAUCAUGAUCAAAAAGCCACAGAAAUCCAAACCAGGAGUCUUCUCUUUUCUGGACCCACUGGCCUAUGAAAUCUGGAUGUGCAUUGUCUUUGCCUAUAUAGGAGUCAGUGUUGUACUCUUUCUGGUAUCCAGAUUCAGCCCCUAUGAAUGGACUCUAGAGGAGCCAGAAGAUGGAGCUUUGCCGCUGACAACUGAAUCCACCAAUGAGUUUGGGAUAUUUAACUCCCUUUGGUUCUCUUUGGGUGCUUUUAUGCGGCAGGGUUGUGACAUCUCGCCAAGGUCUCUGUCAGGUCGUAUAGUGGGGGGGGUGUGGUGGUUUUUCACUCUGAUUAUUAUCUCAUCAUACACUGCCAACCUGGCUGCCUUCCUGACGGUGGAGAGGAUGGUUUCUCCCAUCGAGAGUGCUGAAGACCUGGCUAAACAGACAGAGAUAGCAUAUGGAACCCUGGACUCUGGAUCCACCAAGGAGUUCUUCAGGGUAAGGACUUCUUCAUACACAUAGAAGCGUUUGUAGGUUACCACUAAUGCAUGUGUUAGUAAGGUUGUUCCAGCACUAGUCUCCCAAACAGUUUUGUGGCUCUUCAUCAUAGAUACUGUUAGUGUGUGGAACUCUAAUGGAGGGAUGAACAGCACUCUUUCAAAAUAUAUUCAUUCAUUUGG